AUGUCAUCAGCUCCGUUCAUUUUGGCAAGAAAUACGAGAACGCAUGUAGGUGGUCUCUGUCCGAUUCUUUCACAUUCCACCCCUGCCGCAUCAUGUGGUAUCAAAUCUCUCUUUAGUCAGAUAAUGCCGGCGCUAACAAUCGCAGUUUGGGACCCUGAGCGUCUCCAGAUGGUCUUUGGAGAUGGCGGCGAGUUCCUCAACAACUUUACCGGCACGAUUGAUGUUAUUGGCCACGAACUGACCCAUGCCGUCACGGAGAAUACCAGUCCGUUGACCUACCAGGGCAUGAGUGGCGCUCUCAACGAGCACGUUUCGGAUGUGUUCGGCAUCAUGGUCAAGCAGAUUGUCGAGAACGAGAAAGCUGACGAGGCCGACUGGCUGAUCGGCGAAGGUUGUAUCAUGCCUGGGGUCAAGGGCGUUGCUCUCCGGAGUAUGAAGGAGCCUGGCACAGCAUACAAUGACCCUCGUUUCGGAAAAGACCCACAGCCCAACCACUUCAAAGACUACGUCCCGACCUUUGAGGACAACGGAGGCGUUCACAUAUACUCGGGAAUCCCCAACAAGGCAUUCUACCUGGUUGCCAAGGCCUUUGGUGGCUUCUCGUACGAGAAGGCGGGGCCUAUUUGGUGGAAGACGAUGAACUCGGGUCGCAUUCCCGCUCGUUGCACGUUUAUUCAGUUUGCCGAUGUUACCGUCGAGGUGGCAGAGGAACUCUACGGCGACGAGGCUGGCAAGAUUGUCCGAGAUGCCUGGAACGAGGUUGGAGUGACUAGGAAGGGCAACUAG
This is a messenger RNA of Colletotrichum truncatum, 786 nucleotides long. Its product is annotated as Peptidase M4 thermolysin. Gene Ontology annotation, molecular function: metalloendopeptidase activity. The record is from RefSeq and is a predicted model, not a curated record. Lineage: Eukaryota; Fungi; Ascomycota; Sordariomycetes; Glomerellales; Glomerellaceae. Gene Ontology annotation, biological process: proteolysis.